AGGGGGUGAUGAAAGGCGAAGCAGCAUCCUGCCUCCCCAACCAAAGCUUGGCCCUUUUACAAUUCAAGCAAAGUCUAUCCCAAGGGUCGCGGCCAUUGUUAAGCACGUGGAAGAAUGAAUCAGAUUGUUGCGAGUGGGAGGGAAUCUCUUGCGACCAUACCACCGGCUUUGUCACCGGCGUCGAAAUCUGGAAUCUCCGAGUGCAAGUCAGUGAUCCAAACUCUUCCUUAUUUCAACUUUCUCACCUCCAAAGUCUUGAUCUCAGCCGCAAUUUGGUCGCUGGCGAGAUCUUAUCGAGAUUGUCGGAAUUCACUCACCUCACCGAACUUUCGCUCUCAGAUUGCAACUUAAUUGGUCCCAUUCCUGAAUCCUUCAAACAACUUUCAAACCUAACCUAUUUAGACCUUAGUCGAUAUAGAUUGAGUGGAGAAAUUCCCCAAGGUAUAGUGCAGAAACUGCACCUUGAUCACAACAAGUUAAAUGGUUGCUUUCCUGAUUUUGGUAAUGAGUUUUCCCCAUUAGUUGAUGUCGAUCUCUCAUAUAACAUGUUGGAUGGGGAGAUUCCUCUUUCCAUAAUUAGAAAGUUGCCUCAUAUUGAGUUAUUGGACAUUCAAUGGAACAUAAUUACUGGUACCAACGGUUUCUCCUUAUUCCAAAACCUGAGGAAUCUUUCAUAUUUGGACCUUUCUUGGAACUAUUUGACAGUUGAGUUUCCCAAAACUGUUUAUGUCAACCAUCAAGCUACAAUUUUUUUGCAUCUAGAAAUAUUAUACUUGGUGUCUUGCAACAUCAAAGGGGAGUUUCCUUGGUUCCUCCAAAACACAAAGGCCGUUGGGGAACUCAACCUUUCACAUAAUAACAUAAGUGGGAAGGUGCCGACAUGGGUGUGGAGACUACCAGAACUUCGGUAUUUGGAUCUAUCACAUAACAAGCUCGAUGGUUUUGAGGAAGCGGUCAAUAUUAAUGGUUCGAGGAACUUCGAUCUUCCGUUGAUGUUCAACACAAGCUUGUCAUUGUAUGUGUCGAACAAUAACAUCAAGGGAACAAUCCCGUCCGCACUCUUCUGCAAUUUGUUAUUCUUAAAACAUCUACACCUAUCUAAAAAUAACCUCACAGGUACCAUACCAGAUUGUUUAGCUAACUUGACCGGAUUAGAUGAGUUAGACCUCAGCAAGAACAAACUACAGGGUCAAAGGCUUAUUUGUGGUUCUCAAUCUUUAUCUCUAAUUGAAUUGAGCGGCAACCAGUUCACAGGGGAAAUGACAAGAUUGCUCUAUAAUUGUAGCAGUAAUAACAUGCGGGUACUUGACCUGUCAAACAAUAGACUAACAGGCAGGUUCCCAGACAAUUGGCCCACAGCUUUUGAUGAACUAGCGGUGUUGGACUUGAGCAACAACCAACUACAAGGCCCAAUUCCAGAAGUGUAUUGCAAUUCCUCCACACCUGCCUUACAAGUGUUGAACCUCAAUGACAAUAAAUUGGUUGGCAGGAUUCCCAGGAAUCUUUCUAUGUGCAGCGAAUUGACGGUUAUAAAUUUGGGCAACAAUGAGUUAAGUGAUGUUUUUCCCUUUUGGCUUGGCCACUUGGACUACUUACGUGUGUUGGCAUUACAUUCCAAUAAAUUUCAUGGCACUGUUAGCUCUUCCUUCUCCAUAAAGAUGUUUCCUUCGUUGUUAAUCCUUGACAUUUCCAGGAACCAAUUGAAGGGACAUCUUCUCUCUAUCCUUUUUCAAAAUUUUAGUUCCUUGAUGAGGAAGGAAACAAAUGUUGGUUCCAAGGACCCAUCAUAUCGAUCAUACAGCACAUACCAGCAACCACUGUUAUUAACUAUCAAAGGGCAAAGCCGAGUAUGGAAGAUGAUUACCAUUUUGACAUCCAUUGAUUUGUCCAACAAUUUAUUCACCGAAAGAAUUCCUGAAGAGAUAGGUGCACUGGAAGAGCUUUAUUCGUUGAACUUGUCAAGGAACAACCUGGAAGGUCCCAUCCCGAGGUCAUUCAGACAGUUGUAA
Molecule: messenger RNA, 2009 nt
Organism: Nymphaea colorata (pocket water lily)
Lineage: Eukaryota; Viridiplantae; Streptophyta; Magnoliopsida; Nymphaeales; Nymphaeaceae
Product: receptor-like protein 9DC3
Exons: 1
Coding region: 9-2009 (666 amino acids)
Molecular function (GO): protein binding
Source: RefSeq, a predicted model, not a curated record